Molecule: messenger RNA, 2142 nt
Organism: Babesia bigemina
Lineage: Eukaryota; Apicomplexa; Aconoidasida; Piroplasmida; Babesiidae
Exons: 1
Coding region: 1-2142 (713 amino acids)
Source: RefSeq, a predicted model, not a curated record
AUGACCUCUAUAAACCAUCCUAAUAACUUGUGCCUUGUCACCCUUCACUUCCUCUCUUCUACCUCUUGCCACUGCCCUGACCGUGUGCCGCCUAGGGAGCCUGGCAAGAAAUUCGAUGAAAUUUUGAACCUCAAAAAUACCUCAAAUAACAACCCUACUAACAUCCUUACUAACCUUUGCACUGGCCUCGAGACUUUCCUCGGCUUCAACUCUGCUUCCAAAGGCUACGAUGGCACUGGGAUUGUGUACUCCGACCUGGACAGGCUGUGUGACGGGGUGAUGGCGUUUUUGAGUGGUGUGCUUGAUGCGGUGAAAAACGAAAAUGAGGUGACAACUUAUGAUAAUUACAUCAGUGGAGACACUAAAAAGCUUAAAAGUGUUCUCAAACUUGUAGAUAGUAAAAUUGGCUCCGGGCGUGAAGGGCUUGCGGAUGCUGUCGGCGCGGUGAAGGAGUGGUUGGAGGGGUAUGAGAGGGAGAUAAAUGAUAAAACCAAAAAAGUAACAGAUGAAUUAACUUGGUUAAUUAAUAAUAUGAACGGUAAUUACAAAAAUAAAAUUAAUGAAAACUCUUCCCUCACUGAUCAGCUGUCGACUUGGUCGGAGGUUAUCGGUAACAUUGACUUUGACGUCAGCCAAAUUGAAGAAGAUAAAAUUAGUGAGCUUGAUAAAUCGUUAAAAACCAACGUAAUGAAUGAGAUAAAGAUUGUUAAGAAAUCGGUAGAAAUGUUAAAUAAAUCUGCAAAAAAUCCGGAUUUGUUGACACAGGUGCAGAGGGUGGACGCAGAGUUGGAGUGGCAAAGGAAUGACGUUAAGAAACACGUCGAUCAGGUGUGUGAAAAAGUCGGAGAUGAUGUGCAUAAGGAAUUAUAUAAAAUUCGUCGAAGCGUCUCCGCUUUGGAAGAUAAGAAAAAAGAUCAGUUUCAAGGUAUCCACGAAAAAUUGAAAGAAGCUGAUGCGUUUUUACAUGACGAAUUUAGCAACGAUUACAGAAAUGAAAUCGAAAAACUCUUUGCAGAUGUGAACGACCAAAUGAGUGAUAUUACGAGCACUGAAACAUCCGAUUCUAACCUGAAGCAGAAAUUCAGCGCAAUGAUGAUGGAUACGACGCACAUUCGUGUGGACAUGGUAACGGAGAAUCGCAAGUUGAAUGAAUGGAAAAAAAAGGCGCAAGAUGUCGUUUAUGCAGUGAAAACAAAGAUUGGUGACAUUAUCAUGAAACUAGACAAAGAUAGGCUCUCAAGUGCGGAAUAUCAAAAAGUUCAAUUCGCAGCUGAUAAUCUAAAAGAAAAGGCUGAUAGAUUUAUGACGUCCAUAGCGGAGGCUAAGAAAGCACUUACAAGUAGUAUUAAUGUGGCAUUACAGGCUGUUAAGACAAUGGACGAGGAGCUUAAGAAAGAUUUACGAAUUGUGAAAGGGAGAAUAAGAGAUGAAAUUUGGAGUCAUGUCAAUCUUUUGAAGACACAGUAUUGGGAUGGUCUAGAAAAUAAUGUGAAAGGGGAUUUACAUGGCUUAGAAAUGAAGCUUGUCAGUAGUUUGCAAAACCAUGUUAAGAAUCUUCUCAAAACAAUUCAGACGCAAGUUAGCGCUAUUAAGGGCAAUGAUGGAAAUGGCAACGGUUUGCACGGAUAUGUGAAACACGUCACUUCGACGUAUGCAAAGCAGUUCAAGCAGACAACAGGGUUUGAGAAUACGGUGAUAAUAUGGUUAGAAAACAUUUUAAAAAAUAAUAACGUGGUGAGAAAAUAUAUUGAGCAGUACGUUCAAAAGAACAAGGGAAGGGAGUAUUUCGAGCCGCAAUAUGUGAACGAGAAUAAUUGUGCCAUAGAAUCGGGAAGAAUCAAUGACAUCGCAGUGCAGAUCAAGAACAAGCUGAAGGGGAUCUCAGGAGCUUUCACUUUCACUUCAGUUUCUGACGAUGAUGACAUCUCGAAAUGCGUUCAAAAAAUACACGCUUGCAUAAGUGGGUUUGCGAGGAAGCUUAAUGAUCAAAUAACAAUUAUGAAUGUCACCGCUAGUAGCGAUGCGUUUGUCGAUGGCAUAGUGGAUGCAAUCGAAGAUAAAGCAGUGAAAAAGGCUAACAAAACACGAACUCUGAAAAACUAUCUUCAGGCUGCCGUCCGUUACAUUGUAAUAGCGCUGUAA